Molecule: messenger RNA, 1266 nt
Organism: Gastrolobium bilobum
Lineage: Eukaryota; Viridiplantae; Streptophyta; Magnoliopsida; Fabales; Fabaceae
Product: GRAS family protein TF80-like
Exons: 2
Coding region: 1-1266 (421 amino acids)
Biological process (GO): regulation of DNA-templated transcription
Cellular component (GO): nucleus
Molecular function (GO): sequence-specific DNA binding; DNA-binding transcription factor activity
Source: RefSeq, a predicted model, not a curated record
AUGCACGGUCAGUUGGUUGUCCAACAAAGCCAAUUUAUGGACCCAGGUUCGCAGUAUCAAUUCCCUGAAGAGACGGACAGGGGCUUACAACUAGUCCAUCUUCUUAAGGACUGUGUUAAGUAUAUUGAAUCAGGGAACAUCACUAGAGCAGAUACUGCACUGUAUAAAAUUUCUAAGCUUGCCCCCCCUCAUGGUGAUUCAAUGCAGCGGGUAGCAACUUAUUUCAGUGAGGCACUAGCUUUUCAAGUGAUCAAAAAUAGGCGUGGCAUACCCAAAAUUCUUGGUUUGUCAAAAACACUAUCAACAUCAGAAGAACUACUUGUUAAGAAACUAUUCUUUGAGUUGUAUCCGUUUUCAAAGAGUGCAUACAAGAUCACAAAUCAGGCCAUUAUUGAAGCCAUGGAUGGGGAAAAAAUAAUUAAUAUCCUUGAUCUCAGUGUGUCUGAUGCCACUCAGUGGAUUUAUCUUAUGCAGAGUUUAAAAGAGCGUUUACCAAACCAUUCAUAUCUGAAAAUUACAAUUACAGGCAUACAUGAGAAGAAAGAGGUCUUAGAGCAAAUGGAGUUACAUUUAAGAGUAGAAGCUGAAAAUAUGAAUUUUUCUUUUCAAUUCAAUGCUAUUGUAAGCAACUUGGAGAACCUUGACCUUGAAAGAUUGCCUUUCGAUAAAGGAGAGCCUCUUGCAAUUAGUUGUGUUCUUCAACUUCACUCUCUUCUUGCAACUGAUGAUCAAAUGGUAAAAAAUCCAAGUCCUGAUUCGACAAUGUCACCUCUUUCUACAUGCCCUUCACCUAAGAUGGAGUGUUUUCUAAGUGGCCUAUGGAAGCUUCGUCCUAAAGUGAUGGUGAUCACUGAGCAAGAAUCAAAUGUUAAUGGUUCCACUUUGACAGAGAGGAUCAACAACGCAUUGAACUUUUAUGGGGCACUAUUUGAUUGCUUGGAAGCUACCAUUUCAAAAGCAUCAGUAGAGAGAACCUUAGUGGAGAAGAUGCUAUUAAGGGAGCAAAUAAAAAACAUCAUUGCAUGUGAAGGAGUUAAGAGAAAAGAGAGGCAUGAGAAACUUGAGACAUGGAUCACAAGACUUUUAUUGGCUGGUUUUGUGAAGGUACCUAUCAGCUUUGGUGGGAUGCUACAGACAACAAAGCUGUUACAAAGCUACAUACAUGGAUAUCAAAUCCGUCACGAGAAUGAGUGCUUAUUUAUCUGUUGGAAUGGUAAUCCUCUCUUUUAUAUAUCAGCCUGGAGAUUUCCCUCAGAUGAUAUUUGA